UCAACAACAGCAGCUUGUCAGACACCUCCGUAGCUUGUUACUCAAUAUAGCCGAAACGUAUGAGCUCUUUAAGACUGUUUCGGUGUAUAUUGGUCCCUGUGUUUAAAACAUACUUGUUUCGUAUAGCUAGUUUCCCCAUUUAAUUAAAUAUAUACUUUGUUAAGUUAGUAGCUAGCUGGAUUGCUGAAUUAGCUUAGAACCAGGCUAGUUGUUAAUGCUAACUAGCUAACAUCUCGGACCAUGAGUUCACUAAGCUACUCUCCUCCUGAUAAAGAAGAGGAGGUCUGCUGGACGGAGAAAGAAGCUCUGGGACUGAACAUUGUCGUGAAAGAGGAGGAGGGGGAUAUUACAGUAAAAGGAGAGGAAGACGCUUUCAGAAUGAAAGAGGAGGUAGAGGAGGCCAUCAGUAUCACAUUAAAAGAAGAGGAUGAUGUUACAGUGAAAGAAGAGAAAGAACAUAUUAGAGUGAAAGAUGAAGAGGGGAUAGAGGCUGUCACAGUGGAAGAAGAGCAGGUAGAAGCUUUCAGAAUUAAAAAGGAGGAAGAGGAGCAGGAUGUUAUAGUGAAAGAAGAGAAAGAACCUUUUGAAGAGGAAGAGGAGGCUGAAGAUUUGAUUAACACCAGAGAGGGACCAGACUCUCACUCUGACAGCGGGAAGAGUCCUUCAGGGGAACCAGACCCAGAGACGUCCAAACCAGCAAGACCACACCACUGCGCCCACUGUGGAAAGAGUUUUACCCGGUUCUGGAACCUAAAACAGCACGAGACGAUGCACACAGGAGAAAAGCCUUUUCAAUGUUCCCAGUGUGGAAAGAGUUUUACCUGGUUAAGGGCCCUGAAUAGGCAUGAAGAAAUACAUACAGCAGGGAGGAAGACCUACCAAUGCUCCCAGUGCGGAAAGAGUUUUACUCAGUUAGGAAGCCUGAAAAUACAUGAGAGAAUUCAUACAGGAGAGAAGCCUUACCCUUGCUCCCUGUGUGGAAAGAAUUUUACCAUGUUAGGCAAUCUUAAAAAACACGAGAAAAUACACUCAGGAGAGAAGCCUUACCACUGUUCUCUGUGUGGAAAGAGUUUUACCCAGAUAGGGAGUCUGAAAACACAUGAGAGAAUGCACACAGGAGAGAAGCCUUAUUACUGCUCCCAGUGUGGCAAGUAUUUUUCUCAUUUAGAGACCCUGAAAAUACAUAAGAGAAUACAUACAGGAGAGAAGCCUCACCACUGCUCCCUGUGUGGAAAGAGUUUGACCACUUUGGGCAAUCUAAAAGAGCAUGAGAGGACACACACGGGAGAAAAGCCUUUUAAGUGUUCCCUCUGUGGAAAGAGUUUUACCCAUUUAGCGAGCCUGAAAAGGCAUAAAGGAAUACACACAGGAGAAAAGCCUUACCAGUUCUCCCAGUGAGGAAAGAGAUUUUCACGAUUACAGGACCUUACAUCACAUGAGAGGACACACCUGACCACUGCUCCCAAUGUGGAAAGACAUUUUACCUUGUUAGGGAUCCUGAAAAACAAGACCUACCACUGCUCUCAGUGUGGAAUAAGAUUUACCUGGUUAUAGAACCUGAAAUAAUUCAUACAAAUACACAGGAGGAAACGACAUACCACUGCUCUAAUUGUGGAAAGACAUUUUCCCAGUCAGAGGACCUUAAAUCACAUGAGAGAAUAGAGAGGCUGUGUUCUGACUUGUGCUUUUGACUGAGAAUUUGUGUUUUUGUUUAAUACCACAUUAAAUCAUAUUCAAAAAAGUUUUACAGGAAUUGGUUUUAAAAAGUUUACAGGAGAGGCCUGGGAAUUCCUGUAAACCUUUUUUGAGUAUGAUUUAAUGUGGUAUUAAACAAAUAUAUAUUACACUGCUCAAAAAAAUAAAGGGAACACUUAAACAACACAAUGUAACUCCAAGUCAAUCACACUUCUGUGAAAUCAAACUGUCC
This is a messenger RNA of Oncorhynchus tshawytscha (Chinook salmon), 1927 nucleotides long. RefSeq names its product zinc finger protein 239-like. The coding region runs from base 241 to 1398 and encodes 385 amino acids. Gene Ontology annotation, molecular function: DNA-binding transcription factor activity; RNA polymerase II cis-regulatory region sequence-specific DNA binding. Lineage: Eukaryota; Metazoa; Chordata; Actinopteri; Salmoniformes; Salmonidae. The transcript is spliced from 2 exons. Gene Ontology annotation, biological process: regulation of transcription by RNA polymerase II. The record is from RefSeq and is a predicted model, not a curated record.